CAACACCACCCACGACCACCAUCAAAGGCACAUGCCUCCCCGACGCUCUGCUCGCACCCGGGCGUCCGUAGAGUCUGUUGUCAAGACCGAACCGGCACCAUUGAAGCGCAAAAGGCCCACCGAAGUUGUCCGUGUAGACGGCGAGGAGAAGGAGAAUCAAUCAUCCAGAUCUCGUAGGAGCACAUCUGCGCGCCCAUCCACCAAGUUUCGUUCUUCCAUUCAUGCUAGAAGCUCUCUUCAAGACGUUCCAGAAGCAGAGGAUGAAAUGAAUGAUUCCGAUCCGCCACCAAUAAAGAAAUCCCGGCCAUCACUGGAGCAUUCAUCGGGAGAGGAGACUGAAGAGGAGCAGCCGAAACGUAGAGCCAGGGCUGGGGUUGGUUUGGCGAAGAAAAGUGAAAGUGCGAAGAUGGUGGUUGAUCAGCCGGCUCGCAGGACAACUCGAGGCUCCCGUGUCAAGCCACCGUCUCGCGCGCCUACGAGGGUUUCGCGCUCCCGAGCAUCUGAGUCGGUUGCUGCCGACAGCGAAGAAGAAGAUGUGAAGCCUGUGGUCAAAUCAUCCACGAAAUCCACUAAGCCAGCGUCGCGUCAAUCUCGUCGUGCCUCCCACGCUGAGGAAGACCGCGAUGAUGGGUAUGCAAUGGACUCGCCCGCAGCUGAGGAUCACAGUCAGAAGUCCAGAGGUAAUCGAUUGUCCUCUCGACGUUCUUCAAAGCCGACUGUCGAAGACAUAGCCGAGGAAGAGGAUGAGGAGGAAGAGGAUGAUGAGGAGGAGGAUGAUGAUGAUGAUGUGAAGCCUGCGCGAGUCAGCUCCCCUAACCCAUCUCAGCGGCCCGAAGUUGAAGAAAACACAACCGAGAAGCCAUUAUCGUCUCGUGAAGUUCCUAGCGUGCUUGCGGGAGCGAGGUCUACUGAGGCAGAAGGAUCUCUCUUGGACCAGAUCUCCAGAGUCCCUCCGGCAUCUCGGGCUCCAGCAACACAGCUAGAGGAGCCCGAGGGUCCACAGAAACGUCUUGUCAUUCACAAAUUGGCCUUGGUAAAUUUCAAGAGUUACGCUGGCCGGCAGGAAAUUGGACCCUUUCACAAGUCUUUCUCUUCGAUUGUGGGCCCUAAUGGUUCUGGAAAAUCCAACACUAUCGAUGCCCUUCUUUUCGUCUUUGGAUAUCGCGCAACGAAAAUGAGGCAAGGGAAGCUCUCGGAGCUUAUUCAUAACUCGGAUCGGUACCCAGAUUUAGAUGAAUGCAGCGUUGAAGUUCAUUUCCGCGAUAUUAUAGAUUUGCCCGGCCCUGACAACUAUGAAGUUGUGCCUCAUACCGACCUUGUUGUUAGUCGUCAAGCAUUCAAGACGAACAACAGUGUCUACAGAAUUAAUGGACGGGCCAGUAACUUCAAAGAGGUUAGGUCUUUACUCCAAGGCCGGGGCAUCGACCUGGACCAUAAUCGAUUCCUGAUUCUUCAGGGUGAGGUCGAGUCGAUUGCUCAGAUGAAGCCCAAAGGCACAGAGCACGAAGAGGGACUUCUCGAAUAUCUUGAGGAUAUCAUAGGUACUUCUAAAUAUAAGGAGAACAUCGACGAGGCUCUUCAAAAGGUGGAUGAACUGCAAGAGAAGCGGUCAGACAAGAUGAAUCGCCUCCGGAUUGUUGAGAAAGAAAAGAAUUCCUUGGAUGAGAAGCGGAAGGAUGCAAUAGCUUGGAAGAAACUCAUGAACGAGCAUAUCCGGGCUCAAUCGAGGUUGUGGCAAUGGUAUCUGGCCCAGGCAUUCGGCAAAGAAGGGGCUUUACGCGCCGAAAUGGACAAAUGCGACGCGGCAGUACUCGUUGAAACUGAACGCAAUGCCAACGACCGUAAACAUAUGGAACAACUUCAGACACACUACAAGGAACGUGAGGAGGCAUAUGCGGAAGUCCAAAAAGCGGCUGCCGCUGCAAACCAGGAUCUACAGGACCAAGAAAAACGCGAGAUCGGUCUUAAGGAGCGGAGGAAGCAUGCAAAUACCAAAUUAAAGAAGUUGACGAAGACUAUCACAGAGGAAACUACUGCAAAGACCAGCGCAAGUCGUGCUAUUGAGGACAGUACCCAGAAGAUGAAGAGGGAGAAGAGCAACGUGGAGAAGUAUGAGGCGUCUUUGCUCGAGGAGGAAAAAGUUCUUGAAAACAUUACCGAAGGCCUCAAAGACAAGACCCAGGUUUUCCACGAUCAGAUUGAGGCCAAGCAGAAGGAACUCCAACCUUGGACGACCAAACUCAAUGCUAAACAAGCCGAAAUUGACGUUGCAACGAGCGAGCGGGAUGCCCUUGUACAGAAGGCAGAACGUAUCAAGGGCCUAAGGGAGGAUGCAGAAAACGCUUUGGCGGAAUUGCACACGGAUCAAACUGCGAAGGUUCAAGAACAAGGACAGUUGCGUCAACGUAAGGCUCAGGCACAGGAUGAGCUUCGAGCUGGGGAAAAACGUCAUCAGGAUGCCCAAGCUAAUAUCCAGUCCUGCCGAACCAAGGCAACGUCUACCCGUCAAAAAGUUGACGAAGCUAAAUCAUCUCAAGCCGAAAGUCGGACGCAAAAUCGAGUACUCGAAUGUCUCACCCGAUUUUCGGAGCAAGGACGCGUUCAGGGAUUCCAUGGCCGACUAGGAAACCUGGGCAAGAUCGCGGACGACAAGUAUGACGUUGCUGUCACCACAGCCUGCGGUAAUUUGAACUACAUGGUCGUCGACAAAGUCGAGCAAGGCCAAGCUUGUAUCGAGCAUCUGCGGUCGCAAAAUGCGGGUCGUACUUCAAUCUUGGUUCUGGAGAAACUUGGCAAGCCUGACAUGAGCAAAAAGCCGACACCUGAGAAUGUGCCGAGGCUAUUCGACCUCAUUACUCCCAAGGACCCGAAAUUCGCCGUAGCGUUUUACAAGGGCGUGGGUGAGACACUUGUAGCCAAGGAUAUGGAACAGGCCAACCGCAUAGCCUUUGGUAACAGGCGAUACCGCGUGGUUACUCUGGCUGGUCAGCUCAUUGAUAUGAGUGGUACUAUGGGAGGAGGAGGCCAGCCAGCCCGAGGCGGCAUGAGCUCGAAGUUUGCUGCCGACGCAGUCCGUCCGGAGGUUCUCAAAAACUACGAACGUGAAAGCGAAGAAGCGAGGAAACAACUGGAGCUCGCCACCCAAGAAAGCCGUGAAGCAGAGGCUGAACGUGAUCGGCUGCUUAAGGUUGGACCAGAGAUUGAUUUGUCGUUCGAGAAGUUGGGUAUGGAUAUCGAGAAUGGGAAGAAGCGUAUAGCUGAUGCUGAGAAACGUGUGCGAGAGCUGAAGACUCAGAGUAAACCUGAUGCUGGCGAUGUGACUCGCAUCGCUAAGCUUGAACAAGACAUCGCUACCUACACUGCGGAUCUCAAAAAGUUGCAAGAGCGGUCAAGCACGAUCGAAACUGCUAUCAAAGAUCUCGAAAAGCAAAUUCUUGAGAUAGGAGGAGCGAAACUUCUCGCUCAGCGCUCCAAGGUUGACGGCAUUAAGCUUCAUCUCGGUCUUGCAAACGAUGAGAUUACCAAAGCGGAGGUUGCCAAGAAGAAAGCGCAGAACGACGUUGCUAAGCUGACGGCAUCCCUCGAUUCCAACCUUGUUUCGCAGAAAGAAGCCGAGGAGGAGCUGGAGAAAUUGGACUCAGAGCUCCAAGAAGUGAGAGCGUAUGUGACUGACCUGAGUGCCAAGGUCGCAAAAGCCAAAGAUGCUGAAGAGACUAUGGCGGAGGACCUUCAGAAACUUAAAGGGGAGCUAGAUGAGACGCUUGAAUUGGUCCAGAGCUUUAUUCAACGAGAGGCCGAACUGAAACACAAGGCUCAAGCUGCAAAAGAGGCCUUCCAGGAGAAUGAAAAGUUGAUCAUUCAUUGGCAGGAGAAGCAUGACGAACUUCAGUUGGAAGAAAUCGAUGAUUAUGACGAUGACGACGAGGAGGAUGACGAAAGCCAGGAAGGCGACAGCAAAGCCGAUGAAAGUCGCGAAGGGUCCCGUCAGCCAACCUCAAGCCGCCAGAGCCGUGGUCACAGUGUUAAAUCUGAUCCCGAAGGUGGCGACGAUGGUGAAGAAGAUCCCAGGACCCAGCUUCACAUCUACAGCAACGAGGAGUUAUGCCAAUUCCGGAAGCGGGAUAUGGUUGCUGAUAUCCAGUUGCUUGAGGAGAAACUCUCGAAACCCCAGCCCAAUCUAGGUGUUCUAGAUGAUUAUAAAGCGAAGGAGGAGGAGUUCUUCACUCGUGCCAGCGACGUCGAAAUGGUUACCCAUGAACGUGAUAAGCAGAAGGCUGAGUAUGAUCGUCUACGGAAGCAGCGGCUCGACGAGUUUAUGGCGGGGUUCAAUAUGAUAUCUUUAAAGUUGAAAGAGAUGUACCAGAUGAUCACUCUUGGAGGCAACGCCGAGCUAGAGCUGGUGGAUAGCAUGGAUCCUUUCUCCGAGGGCAUCAUUUUCAGCGUCAUGCCUCCGAAGAAGAGCUGGAAGAACAUAUCCAACUUGUCUGGCGGCGAGAAGACGCUGAGUUCGCUUGCCUUGGUGUUCGCUCUUCACGUAUUCAAGCCUACGCCUCUGUAUUUCAUGGACGAAAUUGAUGCCGCCCUUGACUUCCGUAAUGUGUCUAUCGUGGCUAAUUAUAUCAAAGACCGGACGAAGAAUGCGCAGUUCAUCAUUAUCUCUCUUCGGAAUGAUAUGUUCGAGCUCAGUCAACGUCUCAUUGGGAUUUACAAGACGAACAAUGCUACGCAAAGUAUAUCCAUCGAUAACAAGACCCUUGAGCACCAGUCGACGGUGCAAUAGAUAACGAUCUGUUUUACGAUAUCUUCAUGUGAUUAUUGGCAAUCUAUUUAAGUUACAAUACCGUAUGCGUCUGACGUUUGUCGCAAAUC
This is a messenger RNA of Guyanagaster necrorhizus, 4869 nucleotides long. RefSeq lists its product as uncharacterized. Gene Ontology annotation, biological process: mitotic chromosome condensation. Gene Ontology annotation, molecular function: protein binding; ATP binding. The record is from RefSeq and is a predicted model, not a curated record. The transcript has 19 exons. NCBI's taxonomy places the organism in Eukaryota, Fungi, Basidiomycota, Agaricomycetes, Agaricales, Physalacriaceae. Gene Ontology annotation, cellular component: condensin complex; chromosome. The coding region runs from base 32 to 4780 and encodes 1582 amino acids.